Messenger RNA from Heterobasidion irregulare TC 32-1, 698 nucleotides. Its product is annotated as putative B mating type-like pheromone. The record is from RefSeq and is a predicted model, not a curated record. Lineage: Eukaryota; Fungi; Basidiomycota; Agaricomycetes; Russulales; Bondarzewiaceae. The transcript is spliced from 2 exons. The coding region runs from base 105 to 197 and encodes 30 amino acids.
GCUUAUUUGGUCAAUCGUCUUAUAUCGACACUCUCUAUGUCGGAGCCUCCUCUGCAGGUUACUAAAUAGUCGCUCGAGGAAUAAGGCUGUCGGACGACGGGCCAAUGCACCGAGUCCUUCCGGUGAGAAAACGAUCGUGUCCGUCCCUUUGCGCCGAUAUAUCUGAUAGGCUCGAGGCGCUCUGUAUCCUGUUCUAGCAUAUAGAAAGCCACAUUUGCUGGAGGACACCCGAUACGUCGUAAUCAGGAUACAUCAUCAACCACACGAAUCUCGGCGAGACCACUUCGCCACCUUGUCCUUCUAUUUCUGUCCCAAAAGGAUGACCCACAUUUGGUAGCGGCCGAAUGAUCACGGCGACUCUUUUGGAAGCCUCCUGAUGAAUUUUUUGAGUUCCCAUGCCUGACCGCGUUACCCAUCAUAAGGAUACCCAUUUGUGUUUCCUCGAGUACAAGGCGGUUCGCCAACAUCAUCAUACAUAAGAUGAGGGCGUAAGUAUCAAGGCUAUCGACCGCAUACUUUUCUGCAGCUCAGGGCCAUCGCGGCAGAUCUUCGUUCUGCAUGCCCCUUUAACCUUUAGCUUUCAACACAUCCUUGUGAUCUCCUAGACCAUAUGGCGGCGCCUCCAAACCAACUGUUUUCAGCUUUUGCCUUCAUCGGCUUUGUUAUGUGCAGUGUGCCAUUUUACUGGCAUCUUGAAG